AUGUUCCCACAGCUGUCACCUUCUGUGCAAAAGACUGAGAGGUCCCUCUGUUUUCCCAAAAUCAGUCCCAGCCUCUCCAGGGAUGGAGACAUCAUUAUCGGUAGCUUUCUCCCCUUGCAUUCAGAAGAAGUGAGCAAUGUCAGGGGAGCAGAAAGUUUGUCCUUGGUUUUCCACUCUCUGUCCCUUAGGUUGAUGCACAAAAACUACCAGCAGGUCCUGGCCCUGGUAUUUGCUGUGGAGGAGAUCAACAGUGAUCCUAAUCUGUUACCCAAUAUUUCUUCCUUGGGAUUUCACCUGUAUAAUGCCUACCACAGUGAUUCAAGAACCUUGGAGAGCUCCCUGAGAUGGCUUUCUGGUCAGGGCCAGCUUGUCCCUAAUUACAGCUGCAGUGGGCAGGACAAAUCUGUGGCAGUCAUUGGAGGAGCCACAUCAGCUUUAUCUGUCCAGAUGGGGACCCUGCUUGAGCUCUACAAAUUUCCACAGAUCAGCUAUGGGCCUUUUGAUUCCAUCCUGAGUAACAAGGCUCACUUCCCUUCUGUCUUCCAAAUGUCCCAAAGGGACUCAUCCCUGUUCGAUGGUAUUGUCAGAUUAAUAGCAUAUUUUGAAUGGACAUGGAUAGGUCUGGUGACCACAGAUGAUAUGAGAGGUGAGCAAUUCCUCUGGGACUUAAGAGGGGAUAUGGUCAAGCAUGGCAUUUGUCUGGCCUACACUGAGAAGAUCCCAGUCAGUGAAAGAAGACAUACAGAAUCUCAGGAUAUGUUCAUGCAACGUAUCUUACGAUCCUCAGUCAGUGUCAUCAUCGUUCAUGGUGACACAGAUUCACUCAUGAUCCUUAGAUAUUCACAGCCUGUGUUUUUAUUCCUGUGGAAGGUCUGGAUCACCACAUCUCAUUGGGACAUCACCAUGAGACCCCACUGGGAUGAUGGCUAUAGUUUCCAUGGAGCACUUUCAUUUUCCCAGAUGACCAAAGAGAUUCCUGGUUUUAAGCCCUUUCUCAGGACAGUGAACCCUGCUAAAUACCCAGAGGACACUGUACUUAAGAAGUUCUGGUGUUCAGCAUUCAAAGAUCAAGAAAAACUUGAAAAUCAAGUACAAAAUGAGUGCUCACCAAAUGCCUCCUUGGAGACUCUGCCUCUGCGCUUCUUUGACAUGACUAUGUCUGGUCUGAGUUAUACUAUCUAUAAUGCUGUGCACACUGUGGCCAGGGCCCUCCAUGAAAUGCUCCUGGUGACCACAGAGAGAGGAUCUGUAAGAGUUGGAGAACCCUGGGUGCCCCAACCUUGGCAGCUCCACCCUUUUCUGAAGAACACCUGCUUUAACAACAGUGCUGGUGACCAGGUGCUUUUGGAUGCCACAGGAAGUUCUGCAGCCGGUUAUAACAUUUUGAAGUACUUGUUCUUUCAAAAUGGGACUGAAACUCUGGUGAAAGUGGGACAGUUUAUCCCUGGUGCUCCUCUUGGUCAAGAUUUCACCAUUUCUAAGGAGGUCAUAGUGUGGGACUCAUUUGAGUCAAAGAUUAUCCAUGCUGUGUGCAGUAAUAGCUGCGCCCCUGGAUUCAGGAAAGCCCAAAGGGAAGGAGAGCCCAUCUGCUGCUUUGAUUGUUCUCUAUGCCCAGAGGGGGAGAUUUCCAGUCAAAUCAAUAUGAAGCACUGUAUGAAGUGUCCUGAAGAUGAAUAUCCCAAUAAGGAGAGGGAUCGCUGCCUCCCCAAAGCCAUUACCUUCCUGGAUAUCAAAGAACCUCUGGGAAUGACUCUGGCCUGUGUGGCUCUUUUCUUCUCUGUGCUGACAGCUCUGAUUCUCGGGGUGUUUGUGAAAUUCCGAAACAGCCCCAUAGUUAAAGCCAAUAACAGGACCCUCAGCUAUACUCUCCUCAUCUCCCUCACCUUGUGUUUCCUUUGCUCCCUGCUCUUCAUUGGUUAUCCCACUGCAGCCACCUGCCUCCUCCGACAAACAACCUUUGGGCUUGUCUUCACUGUGGCUGUUUCUUCCAUUUUAGCAAAAACCAUUCUGGUUGUUCUGGCCUUCAGGGUUACAAAACCAGGGAGGAGGAGUAAGAGAUGGCUGCAACCUGGAGUGUCAAACUGUAUUGUAGUCCUUUGUUCUGGCAUUCAAGUAAUUCUAUGUGGCAUCUGGCUGGGAAUCUCUCCCCCCUUCCCAGACACAGAUAGAUACUCCCAAUCCAAUCAGAUUAUCAUUGAAUGCAAUGAAGGCUCUGUCCUUGGUUUCUACUGUGUCUUGGGCUACAUGGGCUUCCUAGCCUUGGGGAGCUUCAUGGUGGCUUUCUUGGCUAGGGGCCUGCCUGACACCUUCAAUGAAGCCAAGUUCAUCACCUUCAGCAUGCUGGUGUUCUGCAGUGUGUGGGUCUCCUUCCUGCCCACCUACCAGAGCACCAAGGGCAAAGCCAUGGUGGUGGUGGAGAUCUUCUCCAUCCUGGCCUCCAGUGCUGGUCUACUGUGCUUUAUCUUUAUUCCCAAAUGCUAUGUGAUCUUGCUGAGGCCAAAUGGGAACACUCAAGAAUGUAUAAGGAAUGUCAGAGUGCAAGAGGGGAAAGCAUUAUGUGUGAGGAAUUGA
Messenger RNA from Monodelphis domestica (gray short-tailed opossum), 2571 nucleotides. RefSeq names its product vomeronasal 2 receptor 527 (gene VN2R527). Lineage: Eukaryota; Metazoa; Chordata; Mammalia; Didelphimorphia; Didelphidae. Gene Ontology annotation, biological process: G protein-coupled receptor signaling pathway. The record is from RefSeq and is marked inferred. Gene Ontology annotation, molecular function: G protein-coupled receptor activity. Gene Ontology annotation, cellular component: plasma membrane.